Henningerozyma blattae CBS 6284 is the source of this 1377-nucleotide messenger RNA. It is a transcript of the gene ATG21, whose product is annotated as Atg21p. Gene Ontology annotation, molecular function: phosphatidylinositol-3-phosphate binding; protein binding; phosphatidylinositol-3,5-bisphosphate binding. Gene Ontology annotation, cellular component: phagophore assembly site membrane; extrinsic component of membrane; fungal-type vacuole membrane. Bases 1 to 1377 code for a protein of 458 amino acids. The record is from RefSeq and is a predicted model, not a curated record. The transcript has a single exon. Gene Ontology annotation, biological process: protein lipidation; autophagy of mitochondrion; nucleophagy. NCBI's taxonomy places the organism in Eukaryota, Fungi, Ascomycota, Saccharomycetes, Saccharomycetales, Saccharomycetaceae.
AUGAAAACUUUGCGAUUCAAUCAGGAUGGGUCAAGCCUUGCAAUUGGAUCAGAUAAUGGUCAAUAUAAAGUUUACAAUUGUGACCCCUUUGGCGUCUGCUAUGAACCUGAAAUUAUGCAAAAUGAUCAAAUAGGAAGAGUAGAUAGUAGCGGAUCUAAGGAUUUAAAAAAUGAUGGGUACGUAUUAGUAGAAAUGCUAUUUGCAACGUCACUAGUAGCUACUGUACGAGCAACAGAAAUGCCUGAGAUCGAAACUAAGCGUUUAAAGAUUGUCAAUACAAAAAGGCAUAGCAUUAUAUGUGAACUAGUAUUUCCAUCAGCUAUUGUUGAUGUUUUAAUGAAUCGUAAACGAUUAUGUGUUUUAUUAGAAGCUGGACAUAUAUAUAUAUAUGACAUAUCAUGCAUGAAACAAUUAGAUGUAAUAGAUACAGGAUCUACAGCAGAGACUACAGAUCGUCGCAGAGCAAGAAUGAGUCUAAGCACAGAUGACUGUAGUAUACUCUGCUAUUCAAGACCAAAUAAUUCUAAUUCUUCUUCAGGCGGGGUAGAUGCAACUCCGGAGGUAUCGCAACCUUAUAGAGAUAUAGUGGUAUAUGAUGCCUUAGAGUGUAAGCCUAUAAAUUAUUUGCAUAAUUUGCAUGUAGGCAGUAUAGCUGCAUUAACCGUAUCAACAGAUGGUAAAAUAUUAGCAACAGCAAGUAAUAAGGGUACUGUGGUUCGUGUUUUUUCAACAGAAAGUAGCGAUGAAAAUAAUUCUCAAUCUGGUUCAAUAUUGUAUGAAUUUAGAAGAGGUACCAAGCCUUGUAAGAUUCACCAAUUGCUAUUUAAUAAAGAAUCUACACUAUUGGGCUGUGUAGGAAAUACAGAUACAAUCCACUUGUUUAAACUGGACGAUCUAGAUACAGCUAAUCCAACUGCAGUACAAAUGCAUGACAGCGAACCAUUAGAAGAUUCAUCUGAAAUUAAUAACCACUCAAAUAACUCAAAUAAUACUGCUACUGUGAGUAAUACAACUAUACAGGGUAAAAAACUAAUAUCAUAUUUUUCACAUAAGAUCAAAAAAACGAUAUCGAAUCAAAAUAUGUCUAGAGAUUUCGCACAUAUUUCAACUUCAAGCAAUAGUGAAGGUGAGAAUUCUCCCACUCCAGUUCAAAAUAGUAAAUCUGGCCAUAAUAAUUCAAAUGCAGUCAAAAAUACUUCAUCAAAAGAUAUUAACAAUUAUAAUAAAAACUCUGGUGCAAGAUAUAUAAUAGGCUUUCCCCAAGAAUUUAAUAAUCAAAUAUAUGUAGCAGGUGAUAAUGGCUCCUUCGAUGUGUUUUCUCUGCCGAAAAAUGGGGGUAAAUGUGUUCUAGCAAAGAGUAAUCGUUGGAGCGUAUAA